Molecule: messenger RNA, 840 nt
Organism: Prorocentrum cordatum
Lineage: Eukaryota; Dinophyceae; Prorocentrales; Prorocentraceae
Source: the annotation of a GenBank genome assembly
GUUGUCGACGACGGGAGGGUGGCCCUCUCCACGGACCAGGUGGCGAACCGCUACCAGCAGAGCGCGGGCGACUUGCUCGGCGGGCUCGGGAACCACUCGGACCUCCUGGCGAGCGACUUGGCGGCGCUUCCCCCCCAGGAGGAGGAGGAGCCCGAGGGUCGGGCGCCUCCCGCGGCGCCGCCGAAGGCAGACGACGGCGGGUCGUCCGACGAGGAGGACGUCGCGCCGGCCGCGAAGGCCUUGUGCCUGGCGGGGAGGGCGUCUGCGUCGGCCAACGCCGCGCCGAGCGCAGCGGCGGGCGCGCGCGCCGACGGGUCGCGCCAGGCGCCCGGGCGCCGCGCCGCGGCUGCUGGCGAGGCCCCUGCGCCGCGAGGGCAGAGGGGGCCCAAGGGGAGGGGCAAGAAGAACCCGGCGCCCAUGAAGCAUUCGACGCCGAAGAGGCAGGCGAGGGACCAGAAGGGCCCCGGUGACGGCGCCCCCGCCGCGACGGCCCAGGAGGGUCGGGCGGCGGGGGCGGUCGGCGACGACAGCGCCUCCGAGGACGCUGCCCCGCUGCCGCAGCGCGCGCCGGCGGCGCAGCCGCGGCCAGCGGAGGAGCAGCCGCGGCCGGCAGCGGCGCGGCCACAGGCGGAUUCGGCCAGCGGCGCCCCCGGUGGACCCGCCGCCGACGUCGUCGACGGCAGCACUGCCGGGACCAUCGACGAGGGCGAGCGUCUCCUCGCGCGCUUCGCGGCGCCUGAACCCCUGGUGACCCCUGACCCUGGCGACGUCGUCGUCACUCUGACCGAUGGCGUGAACUGGUCCAGCCACGCCGCCGAGUACUUGAAGACAGCUCGGAAG